Messenger RNA from Cyprinodon tularosa, 1987 nucleotides. RefSeq names its product WD repeat and FYVE domain containing 2 (gene wdfy2). The record is from RefSeq and is a predicted model, not a curated record. Gene Ontology annotation, molecular function: protein binding; metal ion binding. The transcript is spliced from 12 exons. Bases 208 to 1410 code for a protein of 400 amino acids. Lineage: Eukaryota; Metazoa; Chordata; Actinopteri; Cyprinodontiformes; Cyprinodontidae.
GAGGGGUGUGUGUGACCUUCCGUACGGUGGGCGUAUGUGCUUGUGUUGUCAGCUGACAUGACCGUACCUUUCAGCGAAGUCACAACACUGUCGGUUCUGCCUGACAGCUACAUGUAGUAGCUGCUUCACCGAGGCUCUGCUACGGGGCUACCGCGGGUUAUGUGUCCCUGAGACAGGAAGGAGGCGGAGGUCCCACUUCUCUCCACCAUGGCGGCGGAAAUCCAGCCUCGUCCAAAGGCUAGGAAGCCGUGCUUGCUGAGUAAAAUCGAGGCUUUCCAGGAGGUUGUUACCGCGGCGGCGAUCAUCCCCAAAGAAGACGGUGUGAUCAGCGUAUCUGAGGACAGAACAAUUCGGGUUUGGUUGAAGAGAGACAGCGGUCAGUACUGGCCAAGUGUUUACCACACCAUGCAAUCCUCAUGUUCCUGUAUGUCCUUUAACCCAGAGACCAGGAGGUUGUCUGUAGGGAUGGAUACAGGAAGUAUCUGUGAGUUUAUUCUAUCAGAGGACUACAACAAGAUGAGCCCAGCGCUCACAUAUCAAGCUCACCAGGGCAGAGUGGUGGUGGUGCUGUUUGUGUUGGAGAUGGAGUGGCUGUUGAGCACCGGCCAGGACAGGAACUUCACCUGGCACUGCUCGGAAAGCGGCCAGCAGCUGGGGACGUAUCGCACUGCGGCCUGGGUCUCAGGACUACAGUUCGACGUAGAGACCAGGCAUGCCUUUGUAGGGGACCAGUCUGGUCAGGUGACUAUCCUGAAGCUGGAGCAGGACAGCUGCAGCCUGGUUACCACCUUUAAAGGACACACAGGUAAUGUGACGGCGCUGUGCUGGGACCCAGUUCAGCGGGUGCUUUUUUCGGGCAGCUCGGACCACUCCAUCAUCAUGUGGGACAUCGGAGGGAGGAAAGGCACCGCCAUCGAACUGCAGGGACACAAUGACAAAGUCCAGGGCCUGUGCUAUGCCUCACACACCCGCCAGCUCAUCUCCUGCAGCUCAGACGGCAGCAUCGUCAUCUGGAACAUGGACGUGACUCGACAAGAGACUCCAGAAUGGCUGGACAGCGACUCCUGUCAGAAGUGUGAGCAGCCUUUCUUCUGGAACUUCAAGCAGAUGUGGGACAGUAAGAAGAUCGGCCUCCGACAGCAUCACUGCAGGAAGUGCGGCCAGGCGGUGUGCGGCAAAUGUUCGUCCAAGCGCUCCACCAUCCCCCUCAUGGGCUUCGAGUUUGAGGUCCGCGUGUGUGACAGCUGCUAUGAGUCCAUCACAGACGAGGACCGAGCGCCCACAGCCACCUUCCACGACAGCAAGCACAACAUUGUUUACAUGCAAUAUGAGCCCACCACAGGAAACCUGCUCACCUCUGGCACCGACAAGGUCAUCAAGAUAUGGGACAUGACUCCUGUGGUGUCCUGAGUUUCCGUGGACAAGCAGCAUUUCUGCAAACUGCGACGGUGUCACAACAGCGGUGGCGUUUUCAUGAAGGAGAGGGAACAGCGUCCAUUUCACCUGGAUCAUAUUUAACACUGGUUUAUAUUUUGCAUUCACGGUUUUGACACUGCAAGUCCAUGAAGCUUGGGACCAGUACAGGCUGAACACACGGUUACAGACUGGAUGGUGGAUUUUGUGGUCUAGAGUACCCAUACUCUGUACUCUGGGAUACUUCUGGGACUUUUGACUGUAAAAAAUGUGAUAUAUUCUGUAAUUCCCUGCUAUUGAAGACUGGAGCGACUAAACUUCAGAUUUGUUUUGUGCAUAAGAACCUCAUUGGACUCUUAACCCACUAACAUGAAAUGAGGGACCUGCCUAUUUUUCACACCAAGUUUUUAUUUUAUUUUAUUAUUGACAAAAUAAGAAUACUGUCAGCAGGAGUUCAAGCCUGUGAAAUGUCGCCCCCUAGUGGCAAAAUAUGGUUUUAUUUCUGUUACAUCAUUUAUUUAGGAAAAAUAUCCAAAUGUAAAAAAAAAAAAAAAAAAAAAAAAAAAAAGCAAAA